Molecule: messenger RNA, 525 nt
Organism: Musa acuminata subsp. malaccensis (wild Malaysian banana)
Lineage: Eukaryota; Viridiplantae; Streptophyta; Magnoliopsida; Zingiberales; Musaceae
Source: RefSeq, a predicted model, not a curated record
AUGGAGAGGUCCUACAAGUUCAUGGUGAAGCAUGUGCAAUUAUGGAAGGUGGCCUUUCACAGCACCUCUCCUCGAUGGGUUCAUAACUUGUAUCUUGCUGCCAUCGCAGCCUUCCACGCCAAGAAGAUGGAGGCCGGUCUGAAGAAGUACAAGCCUGAUAUCAUCAUCGGCGUCCAUCCUCUCAUGCAGCACAUUCCUUUGUGGGUGCUGAAAUGGCAGAACCUUCAGAAAAGAGUUAUUUUUGAGACUGUCAUCACUGACCUCGGCACCUGCCACCCUACAUGGUUCCACACCGGAGGAAGUAUCAAAGAGGGCUUCAGCGGAUGGCCUAGAGCCUUCACGGAUCCGUGUGUUCGGUUUGCCCAUCAGACCUUCCUUCUGUCGAGCAGUCUUAGUCAAGAUGCCUAUAUCACCUUACAGGAUGAACUGAGGAAAGAGCUGGAGAUGGAUCCUCAACUUCCUGCGGUCUUGCUCAUGGGAGGAGGUGAGGGAAUGAUGGGGAUAGAUUCUCUGUUCUUGUUCUAA